AGCUAGGGGAUCAGCCUUCCUCUUUCCUCGGCAGUAUCACCCCUCUAGGGUCUCUGAGGAACAAUGGAAGUCUUAGGGUUCUUCAGGCUGGAAGUGAGUGGCCCCAUGGUGACGGUGGCCCUGUCCGUGGUCUUCUUGGCCCUCCUGAAAUGGUACUCCACAUCAGCGUUUUCAAGACUAGAGAAGUUGGGCAUCAGACAUCCCAAGCCUUCUCCUUUUAUUGGAAACUUAGCGUUUUUCCGCCAGGGUUUCUGGGAAAGCCACAUGGAGCUCAGAAAACAAUAUGGACCUCUGAGUGGGUACUAUCUUGGUCGUCGGAUGUUUAUUGUUAUCUCUGAGCCAGACAUGAUUGAGCAGGUGUUGGUUGAGAAGUUCAGUAACUUUACCAACAGAAUGGCAACGGGUUUGGAGCCCAAACCAGUGGCCGACAGUGUCCUGUUCUUACGUGACAAAAGAUGGGAAGAGGUCAGAAGUGUCCUGACUACGGCUUUCAGUCCUGAAAAACUGAGUGAGAUGAUUUCUUUAAUCAGCCAGGCCUGCGACGUGCUUCUGACUCACCUAGAGCGUCACGCACAAUCUGGGGAGGCUUUUGACAUCCAGAGAAACUACUGCUGCUACACCACAGACGUGGUCGCCAGCGUCGCCUUCGGCACCGAAGUGGACUCCCAGGAGGCUCCUGAGCACCCCUUCGUGGAGCACUGCAGGCGCUUCUUUGCAUCGUCCAUCCCCAAACCUCUCCUGGUUUUACUCUUAUCAUUUCCAUCCAUAAUGGUCCCACUGGCCCGGAUUUUGCCCAAUAAGAACCGAGAUGAACUGAAUGGCUUUUUUAACAAACUCAUUAGGAAUGUGAUUGCCUUGCGGGACCAGCAAGCAGCCGAAGAGAGGAGGAGAGAUUUCCUCCAAAUGGUCCAGGAUGUGCGCCAUUCUGCCGCCACCGUGGGCGUGGAGAACUUUGACAUCGUCCGUCAGGUCUUUUCUGCCACCAAAUGCCCAGCAAACCCUUCCCGGCGACACCCACCCAGACCCCUGUCCAAGCCUUUGAGUGUGGAUGAGGUGGCGGGCCAGGCCUUCAUCUUCCUCAUCGCUGGCUACGAGAUUGUCACCAACACUCUCUCUUUCGCCACCUACCUCCUGGCCACCAACCCUGAGUGCCAAGAGAAGCUUCUGGAAGAGGUGGACUGUUUCAGCAAGAAACAUCCAGCUCCUGAGUACUGCAGCCUCCAGGAAGGUCUGCCCUACUUGGACAUGGUGAUUAAAGAGACCUUGAGGAUGUACCCACCGGCUUUCAGGUUCACGCGGGUGGCGGCACAGGACUGCGAGGUGCUGGGCCAGCGCAUCCCCGCGGGCGCCGUGCUGGAGAUGGCCGUGGGCGCUCUGCACUAUGACCCUGAGCACUGGCUGAACCCCGAGAACUUCAACCCCGAGAGGUUCACGGCCGAGGCUCAACAGCGCCGGCGGCCCUACACGUACCUGCCGUUUGGAGCGGGCCCCCGGAGCUGCCUCGGGGUGCGGCUGGGGCUCCUGGAGCUCAAGCUGACGCUGCUCCACGUCCUGCGCAAGUUCCGGUUCGAAGCCUGUCCUGAGACGCAGGUACCACUGCAGCUAGAAUCCAAAUCUGCCCUAGGUCCAAAAAAUGGUGUCUACAUCAGAAUCGUCUCCCGCUGACACCACCUUCUCAUCCAAAGAAAAUCCUCGUGUGAAAAUGUGGAUUUUUGUUAGAAC
This is a messenger RNA of Budorcas taxicolor (takin), 1722 nucleotides long. RefSeq names its product thromboxane A synthase 1 (gene TBXAS1). Gene Ontology annotation, molecular function: heme binding; monooxygenase activity; oxidoreductase activity, acting on paired donors, with incorporation or reduction of molecular oxygen. Bases 64 to 1665 code for a protein of 533 amino acids. Lineage: Eukaryota; Metazoa; Chordata; Mammalia; Artiodactyla; Bovidae. The transcript has 13 exons. The record is from RefSeq and is a predicted model, not a curated record.